Messenger RNA from Vespa velutina, 4900 nucleotides. Its product is annotated as 26S proteasome non-ATPase regulatory subunit 2-like. Gene Ontology annotation, molecular function: enzyme regulator activity. Lineage: Eukaryota; Metazoa; Arthropoda; Insecta; Hymenoptera; Vespidae. Gene Ontology annotation, biological process: regulation of protein catabolic process; proteasome-mediated ubiquitin-dependent protein catabolic process. Bases 271 to 2859 code for a protein of 862 amino acids. The record is from RefSeq and is a predicted model, not a curated record. Gene Ontology annotation, cellular component: proteasome storage granule; proteasome regulatory particle, base subcomplex; proteasome complex. The transcript is spliced from 13 exons.
GAUAAUUAUUAUUUAUUCAAAAGUAAACAUUAGGAUGACCGCUCGCGGAGAGAAGAAAGACGAUAUGGUGAGAAGAUUUGUUUAAUUUCGAAUAACAGAAUGAUAAUCGAAUGAAUUUAUCUCAGAACGAUGAAGACAAGAGGUUACAAGAAGAUUUAUUGCAAUUGGUCGACGUAUUGAUGGUAAGAAUUUAAUAUUAUUCUGUACGGGCGAGUGACAAUCAUUAAGAAUAAUAAUGAUUCUGGCCUCAAGGGAAAAGACGAAAAGGCGAUGGCACGUGCUCUGGUACAUCUUAGAAUAUUAAUGCAAACGUCGACCACUUCGAUGACCUCGGUACCAAAGCCAUUGAAAUUUCUUAGAGAUUAUUACGCUCGAUUAAAGGAUGCCUAUUAUAAAAUCGAAAAAAACGACGACAUUAAGAGACAAUUUGCCGAGAUUUUGAGCGUUUUAGUUAUAGUUGGAACAUCUUCGAGCUCGAGAGAAUGUUUAGAUUUUUGUAUAAAAGGAUCGGUCAAAAAUCCUGGCGAAUGGGGUCACGAGUAUGUUAGACAAUUGGAGGCAGAGAUCGUCGACGAAUGGACCGGCGCACCGAUCAAGGAAGAAAAGGACAUCAGGUCACAGCUUACGCCUUUGAUCGAGAGCAUCGUGAAGUUCAAUAUGAAACACAAUGCCGAGAUACAGGCCUGUGAUCUGUGCUUGGAAAUUGAUCAAAUGAAUUUUCUACAUGACCAUUUGGAUUCUAAUAACUUUUCGAGAGUGUGUCAUUACUUGACGAGUUGCGCCGCUUACAGCGAAGACACAGAGAGAAAACAGAUAUUGGAAUUCGUAUUCUAUCAAUAUAUGAUAUUCGGAGAGUAUAGUAAAGCCAUGCUGAUUGCAUUACAACUGGCCAAUCAGGAUUUGGUGUUUAAGUGUCUCUCCACCUGUCCAGAUUCUUUGAUACGAAAACAAUUAGCAUUUCUGAUUGCGAGACAACAGAAUCAUUUAAUGAAGAAGGAAUAUCAAGAAGAAGAUGCACAGGAUAUCGAGACUAUACUUACCAAUGCACAUGUCAAUGGCCAUUUUCAAAUAUUGGCCAGAGAAUUGGAUAUAUUAGAGCCUAAAUUACCGGAAGAUAUUUACAAGACCUGGUUGGAGACAGGAAUCAGAAGAGAUAUCGAUUAUGAUUCUGUCAGAUCGAAUUUAGCUUCUAGCUUCGUUACGGCUUUCGUUCAUGCUGGUUUUGGCGAAGAUAAACUUAUGGCAAAUACCAAAGACUGUUGGGUAUACAAAAACAAGGGACAUACGAUGCUAUCGGCAACUGCAUCCUUAGGUCUGAUACAUCUUUGGGACGUGGAUGGUGGAUUAGUACCGAUCGACAAGUAUCUUUAUACGAGUGACGAUUACAUCAAGUCAGGUGCUCUAUUGGCAAUCGGAUUAGUAAACUGUGGAGUUCGAAAUGAAUGCGACCCAGCCUUGGCCCUGUUAAGCGAUUAUGUUCUCUCUACCAGCGAAAUUCUACGAAUUGGUGCGAUCUUAGGAUUAGGUUUGGCUUAUUCUGGCUCUCAACGGUCAGACGUUGCGGAACUUUUGACAUCGGCAUUAAACGACAAACAGAGUAAAAUUUGUACCAUGGAAAUUAUCGGACUUUCCGCGAUUGGUUUAGCUUUGGUCCACGUUGGUACCGCCAAUUCUGACGUCUCCUAUGUCAUAUUGCAGAAGUUAUUAGAACUUACGAUCGAGCAAUUGGCUAAUACGCAUUACAGGUUUUUAUCACUGGCCUUGGGAAUACUUUACAUGAGUUGCCGGGAUGUUAUAGAUACUCCAUCAGCGGCACUAGAAGUUUUACCUGAACCAUACAGACUAGCUUGUCAAACUAUGUUACAGCUCGAGAUUUGCGCAUACGCUGGAACUGGCGACGUUCUUAUCGUCCAAGAACUCUUAAGAAUUUGUUCGGAACCCGUCAAUGGCAAGGAAAGUAUCUAUGGUACACCAAUUACGACUCCUGUUACCAGUUGUUGCGAUCAUGGAAAACGCGUGGUUUCCAAUCUAACGGCAGACGAUAAUCAAGCGAAGAACAAGACUUCUAAUUCCAAGUAUAUGUCUGUUAUUAACAUAUUUUCGUCUCUUGGAGUUGGAGUGGUUGGUCUCGGUGAAGGCAAAGAAAAUUCGAGGAUUUUUGGACAAGUAGGACGAUACGGUCCGACCCAAGCAAGACGAGCGGUACCCUUAGCUAUGGCCCUUUCGUCUCUUUCUAAUCCAGAACCGGCACUCUUAGAUGUUUUGAACAAAUAUAGUCACGACAAUGACGUGGACGUUGCUCAUAACGCAAUAUUAGCUUUAGGAUUGGUCGGUGCUGGAAGUAACAAUGCGAGAUUGGCGACCAUGCUUAGACAAUUAGCUGCCUAUCAUGCCAAAAAUCCUUCUCAUUUAUUUCUCGUACGAAUUUCUCAAGGUCUCGUGCAUUUAGGGAAAGGUACGUUAUCGUUAUCACCGAUGCAUUAUUCAUCGAGAAUCUUGGAUCGAACGGCACUGGCUGGAUUGAUGGUUGUUCUGGUUGCAUGUUUGGAUUGUAGGAAUUUGAUAUUGGAUAAAUCUCAUUACUUGAUGUACUGUUUAGCUACGGCCAUGGAACCACGAUGGUUGGUCACUUUGGAUAAGGAUCUUAAGACACUUCCUGUUUCCGUUAGAGUUGGCCAAGCCGUAGACAUCGUUGGCAAGGCUGGCAAUCCAAAAUCUAUAGCUGGUGGUAACGUUCAUACGACCCCAACCCUUUUAAUGCAUAACGAAAGGGCGGAGUUGUUGUUAGACGAAUAUGAACCUUUGUCCAGUAUGCUGGAAGGGUUUGUUAUUUUAAGAGAAAAAGCAGAAUCUUCCUAAACGAACCUUUUGAUCUUUUUAAAUAAACAUUGAAAUACUUUCUUCACCCACAAAGCUAAACUUUGCCAUAUAAAAUGACUUAUAAGCUGGUACGGAAUUCAGUUUUUUUUUCUUUUUUUUUUCUUUUCUUUUUUUUUUUUUUUUUUUUUUUUUUUUUUAGGUUUGCGUUUAUUUAACUUUAGGGACUAGCGGAAGCAAUGUGCUUUAUACAACAAAAAUGUACAUUGGUAUGCAUUGCACAGUGGGAACAACAACGUUGCACCAUGAUCAAAGUAUUAGACAGAUUUUCAAUAUCUGUUUCCUCAUUCUUUUCUUCUUUAUCUCUCAAGCAUGGCUAAUUCUAUACCUUAAUUAUAUAUAAGUAGGGUAAAUAAAAGUUUCACGACGAAAGCGAGUUUAUAACUCGAAUACACGCAUGUAUACGCGUGUCCGUUCCAAGAUCGUAGAAAAGAACAAUUUUUGGGGAGAGGGGACUAAAAUACUUUGACGGACUUUUUUUUUUCUUAUCUCGUUCCUUUUGAUAUUUUUUCACAUGCGUAGAAUACACAUAGGUAUUAUAUCAUGGUGCGUUUUCCUUUCAUAUCGAAAGAUGUAACAUAUAUACGUAUGUUUGUGUAUUUGUAUGUAUGUAGUAUUUAUGUAUGUACGUAUGCAUGUAUGUAUGUAUGUAUGUAUGCAUGUAUGUAUGUAUGUAGGUAGGUAGAUAGGUAUAUGAAUAAGUCCAAGUUACGUGUACGAGAGAUCAUGGCGCUCGUUCCUUACUUUUCCCUUUUGCUUUUUAUCUUUCUUUCUUCUUCUUAUUAUUUAUUUAUUUUUUUUUUCUUUUUUUUUAUUAUAUAUUAUAAUUACCCUCCUCGUAAAGAAACUGUGAGAAAACGCAAGCUUUACAUGUAUAUGCACAUGUACAAUGUGUGUAACACUACGUACUCUUUGUAUUUUAAUUUCUAACGAACAUUCUUCUUCUUCUUCAUCAUCUCUUCUUCCUUCAUAGGCACAUGACUUAGGGUAAGAGGCGAUAUUUUUUUUUUUCUUCCUAAUGAAAAGCACGCUUCACACGUGCGUCGCAUGUGUUAUUAACUUGUUUCCCUUGGUGUAUAUAUGUACUUUAUGUAUGUGCAUAUGUGAAUGCGACGAUGAGAACUCGAUUUUGAAUUAAUCCUUUACUUUCACGUUACUACGUAUCUCCUUUUUCCUUUUUUUCUUUUCUUUUCUUUUUUUUUUUUUUUUUUUUUUAAAUUAUAAUCGAUGCUGACCUCGAAUUGUUCGAAUAUGUUCGAUGUAAAAAGAUUUUCUUCUCGCUACGCGAUGUCGAAUGAAUUUUAAGUUUGUUCUCUUAAAGAUUUUGCACUCUAAUGUAGAGCGAACGUUCGUUUUAAGUCAUGCGAAAGGGUUUCAAGUUCGAGUUUAUUCUCAUUUAUCGCGUGCCUUUUCGUCCCCUUACUAGAGCAUGUCUUCUUCUUUAGAAAAUAUAAUAGAGAAUACGUUAAGAAACGCUAUAUAUAUAUAUAAUUAUAUAUAUAUAUAUAUAAUUCUCGACAGGAACACUGCCUACGCUAUCGCGCAAUAUUUUAUAUGUAUUUUAUUGUUGUUGUUGUUGUGUUUUCUUUCUUGUAAAACAAUGACAAAUUAAAAAUGUAAUAUAGCUCGUACGUCAUAGUCUAUAUUCGAUCUGCGUUUUCUAUUUUUUUUCUUUUUUAUUUUACUCAUAUCAACGCACUCGCACCGAUUUCGGCAAGCCGAACCACCUAACUAACUAUAACUUUAUACGUUUAAAGUUUCGCUUAAUAUUAAAAUAUAGUAAUAGUAAGAGAUAAAAAUUAAUAAUAAUGAUGAUAGCUCUUAUAUAUAUAUAUGUAUAUAUGUAUAUAUAUAUAUAUAUAUAACUUAUAGAUAAUAGCAGAUUUGUAUCGUAACAUGUCGCAAAUAUUAUGAGCGUGUUUCGUGUGUAUGUUUGUUUAUAUUCUUUCUCUUAUUAUUUUAUUUUUUAUUUGUCCGAGCGAUGUAUCUUCUAAUAUUCCAUUCUUUUCUCGUGCCAAUAUUC